AUGAGUUCUUUUCCUGUCUGUGCUAUCUGUCUACUUUUUCUAGCAGAUUUAGUGUUCCCUAAACAAGUGUGCAGUAAGCAAGAUGUACUGGAAUAUUUAAAUCUUACCAGAGACAAUGAAAUAUUCACAACUUGCCGUCCUGCACUGGACUGGAGAAACCCCACCAUUGUGUAUGUUGAUAUUUACCUCUACGGCAUCCUUUCUAUGAUUGAAAAGUCUCAAAUCUUUGUACCUCUUAUUUGGAUGUCCAUGAGUUGGAACAAUGAACGAGUCUCUUGGGAUCCUAAAGAUUUUUGUGGCAUUAAAAGUGUGAUUUUGCCAAAAGAGAUGCUUUGGAAACCAGACCUUUAUGUUCUUGAGACUGCAGAAAAGGAAGAUGGACCACUGAAUCCAUAUUUGUUUAUUACUCAUGAUGGAACUGUGACGAUGGAGGAUGACCAUAAGAUUGUCAGCACCUGCGCAAUGAAUGUGCACAAGUUUCCUUUUGAUACACAAACGUGCCACAUCACAGUGUCUUCAAUGAAUUACUCAGAUAAAGAAAUAAAGCUGGUUCCUGCCUCCAACUCAUCAAAGGUGACACAGGUUGCUCGAGAAAGCAUAUUAACACAAGGAGAAUGGGAGUUCUUGAACAUAUCCGUCUCACUUAAGAAUGAGAGCUAUGAGGACCAAACAUUCGACAGCAUAAAGUACACGAUUUCAGUCAGAAGGAUGCCCCUGAUGCAUUUCAUCAAUUUUCAGCUACCUAUAUUGUUUUUCCUAAUUUUGGACCUAGCAUCUUUUUUCAUACCAGAUAGAGGGGACAAACUGUGCUUCAAAGUGACUGUGCUACUGGGGAUCUCUGUACUUCUGCUCAUCCUAAAUGACAUUCUGCCAUCCAAAUCUCACAGAUGUCCUCUGAUAGCUGUGUAUGUCAUUGUCAUCUUUUCUUUCAUGUUGCUGAGUCUUCUGGAGACAGUUCUGGUGAUAUACUUGAUAAAUAUGAACUCUGAACUAGACACGAAGGGGGUUCAGAGACCUGAAGAUCACAACUCUGACACAGAUAACUGGAAAAGAGACAGGAAUGGAGUCGAAGCUCCCCUUGAGUCUCUGGUGUUGAAUGAAAUAUACAGCAAAGAAAAAAUGAAUGACGUGCAGCUUUUGCAGCUGAUCCUAGAAGAGCUUCAGACUAUCAGACAGACUCAUGAUCCUGAGACUUUAAAAGCCAAACCUGCUCAGAUUUACUGGUUAGGAAUCGCUAAAUGUAUUAACAGGGUAUUUUUUGCGGUUUAUCUCAUCUCAGUUUCUCUCUUUCUUGUCUUUAUCUUUCGAGAGUGGAAAGCUGAGUAA
This is a messenger RNA of Carassius auratus (goldfish), 1326 nucleotides long. RefSeq names its product 5-hydroxytryptamine receptor 3A. Gene Ontology annotation, cellular component: membrane. Gene Ontology annotation, biological process: monoatomic ion transmembrane transport. The record is from RefSeq and is a predicted model, not a curated record. The transcript has 9 exons. Bases 1 to 1326 code for a protein of 441 amino acids. NCBI's taxonomy places the organism in Eukaryota, Metazoa, Chordata, Actinopteri, Cypriniformes, Cyprinidae. Gene Ontology annotation, molecular function: extracellular ligand-gated monoatomic ion channel activity; transmembrane signaling receptor activity.